Xyrauchen texanus (razorback sucker) is the source of this 402-nucleotide messenger RNA. RefSeq names its product secretory calcium-binding phosphoprotein 9 (gene scpp9). The transcript has 5 exons. NCBI's taxonomy places the organism in Eukaryota, Metazoa, Chordata, Actinopteri, Cypriniformes, Catostomidae. The record is from RefSeq and is a predicted model, not a curated record. Bases 4 to 402 code for a protein of 132 amino acids.
AAAAUGAAGCUCUUUAUUAUAACCUUCAUGAUUAUGGCAAUCAUUGCACAUAUCACCUCGGCCAAGAAACUGCGUCUGAUCAAUGGUCUGAAUGGUGGUCUGGUAACUGGUGUAAAUGGAGUUAACCCUGUACUGAUGGGGGGUGUAAACCCACCUGUGCUUUCUGGUGGUGGUGCUGUAAUGGGACAGUCUCCAUUGACACAGUUUCUACCUGCAGCUGCAUAUCCUCCAUAUAUGCUUCAGCCAUCACCUGUGGGUGCAGCUCCCUUUGUCCCCACAAACAAUGGACCUCAGUUGGCUUACCCUUACUAUCCUCCUAAUGGGGGGCUGCCGUACUUCUUUGGUGGGCCCCCAAAUCAACCAGCCUUCAUCCCUCCUCCUCAGCAACAAGUUGUGGUAUAA